This is a messenger RNA of Echinops telfairi (small Madagascar hedgehog), 4694 nucleotides long. RefSeq names its product CTTNBP2 N-terminal like (gene CTTNBP2NL). Bases 198 to 2120 code for a protein of 640 amino acids. The record is from RefSeq and is a predicted model, not a curated record. Lineage: Eukaryota; Metazoa; Chordata; Mammalia; Afrosoricida; Tenrecidae. The transcript is spliced from 6 exons.
CGGGGAGCCGUGGAUGGGAGCGGGUGGCGGAGGCGGCGGCGAAGCGAGCCGGGAGCGGCGGGAAGAGAGAGGAUUGGCUACUCUCCCACUAUGCUGACAGCAUUUUAAGUAUAUUUGUCAAUUUUCCAAAUUUUAACUGAAGAAAACCUUAAGAGUUUAUUAUUGAGGACUAGAGUGUGAAUCUACCAAAUAUCAGGAUGAAUCUGGAAAAACUCAGCAAGCCUGAACUCCUGACACUAUUCAGUAUUCUUGAAGGAGAGCUUGAAGCGAGGGACCUUGUUAUAGAAGCAUUAAAGGCCCAGCACCGAGACACGUUCAUUGAGGAGCGCUAUGGGAAGUACAACAUCAGUGACCCUCUGAUGGCUCUGCAGAGAGACUUCGAGGCUCUCAAGGAGAAGCAUGAUGGCGAGAAGCAGCCCGUCUGCACAAACCCGCUCUCCAUUCUGAAGGUGGUGGUGAGGCAGUGCAAGAAUAUGCAAGAGCGCAUGCUGUCCCAGCUGGCGGCCGCCGAGAGCAGGCACCGCAAGGUAAUCCUAGACCUUGAGGAGGAACGGCAGAGGCACGCCCAGGACACAGCUGAAGGAGAUGACGUCACCUACAUGCUGGAGAAGGAGAGAGAGCGGCUGAGCCAGCAGUUGGAAUUUGAAAAGUCCCAGGUGAAAAAGUUUGAGAAGGAGCAGAAGAAGCUGUCCAGCCAGCUGGAGGAGGAGCGCUCCCGCCACAAGCAGCUCUCCUCCAUGCUGGUGCUCGAGUGCAAGAAGGCCACCAGCAAGGCCACCGAGGAGGGCCAGCGGGCCGGCGAGCUGAGCCUGAAGCUGGAGAAGGAGAAGAGCCGGGCCAGCAAGCUGGAGGAGGAGCUGGCAGCCGAGAGGAAGCGCGGCCUUCAGACCGAGGCCCAGGUGGAGAAGCAGCUGUUGGAGUUCGACAUCGAGAGGGAGCAACUGAGGGCCAAACUGAACCGCGAAGAGAAGCGGACCAAGACGCUGAAAGAGGAGUUGGAGAGUCUGAAGAGGGCGGUGAAGGACCUGGAGACCUCCCACCAGCACAGCAGCCCCCAGGAGCAGCUGCUGCCACCCACUACCUACUCCAAGGGCACAGCGACCGAGCCGCCCGCGCUCGUGUCUGCCUUUUGCCAAACAGAGAGUUUCCCGGCAGAGAGAACCCAGGGGGGCAGCGUGGGCAAGGGGGCAAGCAGCGGGCUGCCUGGCCCCACCACUCCUCCAUACUCGUAUGCAAAAACCAAUGGUCACUGUGACCCAGAGAUAGCGAGCAGCAGGGAGUCAGUCGCCAGCAGCGGUGGGGAAAACCAGGCACCACCGAGGGAGAAAUGUGUGGGGCUGACCCAAGAAAAACCUGUGGAGAACGGUGGGUGUCUGGUGGGCCCUGAGUCUCCGGUGCCAACGUGCAGCCACCUCCCCUCCAGCGGGAGCUCGCUGUCCCCCAGCAGCACUGCCUCCUCCUCACUCACAUCCUCCCCCUGCUCCUCCCCCGUGCUCACCAAGCGCUUACUGGGCUCCACAGCCAGCAGCCCCGGCUACCAGUCUCCCUACCAAGUAGGGAUCAACCAGCGGUUCCAUGCUGCGCGACACAAGUUCCAGUCCCAAGCAGACCAGGACCAGCAAGCAAGUGGUCUGCAGAGCCCUCCGUCCAGGGAUCUGUCCCCCACCCUCAUAGACAACUCUGCUGCCAAGCAGCUGGCCCGCAACACGGUCACACAGGUGCUCUCCAGAUUCACCAGCCAGCAAGGGCCCAUCAAGCCCGUCUCUCCCAACAGCUCCCCCUUUGGCACCGACUAUCGAAAUCUGGCGAGCACUGCCAGCCCCAGAGGAGACUCCAGCCAUUCGCCCACGCCAGGGAAAGUGUCCAGUCCUCUGAGUCCCCUGUCUCCAGGGAUCAAGUCUCCUACCAUCCCCAGAGCGGAGCGAGGGAAUCCUCCACCCAUCCCGCCCAAGAAACCUGGCCUCACCCCGUCUCCCUCCACCACCGCUCCCCUGAGCAAAACGCAGCAUUCCCAGCCAGCCUCCCUGGCCACCACUGAAGACCUUGCAGGCAGCUGCUCCUCCAGUGCCGUCCUCGCCAACGGCAAGGACAUGGAAAUACUGUUGCCUACCAGCAGCUAGUCACUCGGGGAGGACAGGCAGGCUGGGCAUCUCCACACGUGACAUUCCAUCUGAUUCAGCUGAGAGCUUAGAGUCAGAUCGUGUUAUUUAUUUUGAUAGUAGCUGAAACCGCCUGGCCAAUCCAUUUAGUGUAUUUUCCCCCCUUUUGUAUUUUCUUUUUUAACGAGAACCCGAUUCGUGUGGAUUUUUAUGACUCACAUCUUUGUAGUGACGCUGGAAAGGCACUCCAACACACCUCUAGCCCGGUGGGCAGCGUCAAGUUGUGACAGAGAGAGCUGAUUUGGGACCAGAAUCACUCAACGCACAUUUUGAAUGCACGCCAAUUUUUAUUCCAGAUAAACAUAUUUUAAAAGUGCCUGAAAUAAAACUGCCAUACGAAUGUGAUUCUGCAGCAGAAAUGCAAAACGGAUCAUCUUAAUUGCAGAAAACAAGAUCCUCCGUGAAUUCUGAAUGUUAAACACCAAAACUGCUUUUAAUCCUCGUUUACUGUCUUUAGUACGAGCCUUGAGUUCCAGAACGAGGCUAAAAUGGGCAAACGGGCCCUUCCAAAGGUGGGUGUGACCUGCCUUCCUGCUGAGCUCCAGCCCCAGGAGGAGCCCACCUGAGCAUGAAGUGGUUGGGGUGCUAAAUUUUUUUGUACUUUGGAAAAAUUAAAUAACUCCCAGCUUCCUGCAUCCAUUCUUGAACAGAAAGAAAUCCCAUCUCUAGUCAGAAAAUGUCUUCAAGCAUCUCCUGUGGUGUAAGGAACUUCCUUCCGCCUCUGGUUGCUGUUACUUGAAUCGGAAUUGGCUUGCUCGUUCUGUAUAAAGGUUUGGAAACCAAGUGAGUUCUUUAUUUUGUAAUGCAAAAGCAAUAACUUAAAGCGCACUCACUUUGUGAUAUUGUCAGUCAGAAUUACACAGGUUUUACCAAAUUGCCACACACAGGUUCCAAACUGCCAGCAUUUGUGUAUGUAUCUGUGAAACCAAAUUACUGCUUGCCCAGCUGGACAGGUAUGUAUAUUGUAAAGAUAUACACCCCGUGAAAUGUGUUAACAUGCACACACUUAAAGCAGGUGAGUAGUAGUGUGAUUAUAUCUUUGGAGUUUUCAGUACAGCCUGAAGGGCAAGUACAAAUGCACACUUAGAUUACCUACCAAAGUCACCAGACGUGGCUGGGACCCAGCCAAGGGCGGAAUCCUGUGCACAGGUGGGUGGUAAAGUCCCAAAUGCAAAUCAGGUCACCAGCAUCACACACAGCCAGACUACACCAGCCAACCCCAGGGUCCCAAACUCAGCUGGAGGACCGAGCGUGGAUGUGAGUGUGGCAGGUCACUCGGACGGAGCGAGGCGGAGGGGAAUGCUGGGAGCUGCCGCAACCACCAUGCUCCUGCCCCGCCUGCUGCCUGCAGUACAAGAAGACCAGACCAGGCUCACCAGUCCGUCAGCUUUUCAUGAAACCCACAUUUUUAAAUAUCAAGAACCGAUUCAAAAGUAUUUAAACACUGCUGGUUAAGCAAACACUUUUGCAGCUGGAUUCAGGUUACCGGCUGCUACGUGGCAGCCUCUUUUCUUUCUAGAAACUUCUGUCAUUUCCAUCAUAAGGAGGUUUGUGGACCAAAACCUCAUUUUCAGCCCUCUAGGCAAAUACAGCUGACAGCCUUCGGAUAUCCUGACUGCCCCUCCCCACACAGGACUAUGCCCCACCCCACCCCCAGCACAUGCUGGACUGGUCUGCCCGUGUCAGUGGGGAUGGAGGCUCUGCUGUCCGCGCACACAAGCCUCCUUGCCAGCUUCCAUCUCGGAGCCUGUGCCUCUCAGUCACGGUGAAAUCCUGCCCCUCGUCCUUGUUGGAGGGAAACCUUGGGCUGGAACUUGAUAUGUCUGUCAUUCACAGUGAGCAGACUGCCGAUGCUGGUGGAUGGCGUGAUCCCGACCAAGACAGCAGAAAUGAGACUGGCUCCACCGCCCCAGGGUGAAAGGGGCACCCUAAAUUCCCGCCCAAAGCAAUCGGGAAUUGAACUUCCUGCCCACGCGUGGCCACACUGAAUAGUGUUUAUGCUAAAAUGGCCGAGCUUCUGAAGGGCAGGGAUCAGUCCCAGCAUGCUAGUACCUCUCUCGCUUUAAUGCUGCUCUCCAAUGGCGCAUUGUGCUCUCCCUUUGUCUGGGCACAGAGAGAGAGAGAGAGAUCUACAUAUGCAGAAAGAGAUACUAUAAGGGAGUUUAUUUCUUAGCAAGUGCACUGAACAAUGUAUGUCUUUUACAGUGUAAUAUGGGGGUGGGGAAAUGUGAAAGAAAUUUGUAUUUUUGCUAGUUGCCUAUCUUCGGAGGUCAGUAAGCACAAUAAUUGCAAUGGAUCGAACUAACCCCAAUAGCUGUUAAGAGGUUAGCGUUUACGUUUGCUGUAGAUUGUGUGUGCCGAGUAAAAGUGUCAGGACUCACAUGUUGGUAUUAAUCCGUGUCGCGAGAGCUGUGUUGCCGACCAUCUGGUCUGUGCCACACAGACACUGACUCCUUCACCUCUGUAAAGCCAAACGGACCAACCGAAUCCGCGUUCCUCUUUGUAGCAGACUCCAUUAAAAGACGCUAAACCAGA